AUGCGUCUGCGGCCGGGACACAAACGCGAUUACGGCGCGUACACGACCGCGGCCGCCUCUAAUGCCGCCGCAGCCUCCGCCGUCUCCCAAAUGUCAAAGGCAGAACCCGUGUUAGAGGCAGAACCCGUGUCAGAGGCAGAACCCGUGUUAGAGGCAGAACCCGUGUUAGAGGCAGAACCCGUGUUAGAGGCAGAACCCGUGUUAGAGGCAGAACCCGUGUUAGAGGCAGAACCCGUGUUAGAGGCAGAACCCGUGUUAGAGGCAGAACCCGUGUCAGAGGCAGAACCCGUGUUAGAGGCAGAACCCGUGUUAGAGGCAGAACCCGUGUUAGAGGCAGAACCCGUGUUAGAGGCAGAACCCGUGUUAGAGGCAGAACCCGUGUUAGAGGCAGAACCCGUGUCCAUAAACGUGACAUGGUUCUGCCUGAGUUGGUCCCGCUCCCUCUGA
Molecule: messenger RNA, 447 nt
Organism: Knipowitschia caucasica
Lineage: Eukaryota; Metazoa; Chordata; Actinopteri; Gobiiformes; Gobiidae
Source: the annotation of a GenBank genome assembly